UCCUAAUUCCCAAGGUAGGAGAACACGUAAAGUAAAGCAGAAUAGCCUGCAUGAUCGUCUUUUUCUAACCAGAUCUGGAUUAACUAACAAUCCAUUCUCAAGUCCAUCAGUUCCAUUGCCACUGCAACCAACCUAUCUCUCCAUUUAGCGAUCUCUGCCUAACUCAUCUAUAAUGGCAUCUACGAGCAAAGUGCACUUAUCUGGAGAAGACGACGAUGAGCAGCUCGAAAGAUUUGAUGAUUUUACGCUUGCCUCUUCCUGGGAAAGGUUUAUUUCUGAAAUAGAAGCAGUUUGUAGGCAGUGGCUUGCCGAUGGUCCAAAUAAUUUACUGGAAAAGGGUGCGGUUAAGUUGGAUUUUUCGCAGAAGUUAUAUAAGGUUAAAAUGGAGUUGAAAUACGCGAUGAAAAGCUAUAACAUGGAGUAUUAUUUUGAAACCAGCAGCGGCGGCAAAAUUGCGGACGGGGAUAGUACAUUGCAUGAUUUGCAGUUAUGCUUUGGAGUGAAGGAUUUUUUGGUUAUUGCUCCUCAAAGUGCCAGUGGUGUGGUUCUUGAUUCACCCGAGGCUUCUAAGCUCUUAAGUGCAGUUGCAAUUGCUUUGACAAAUUGCUCCAGCUUGUGGCCAGCUUUUGUUCCAGUUCAUGAUCCUUCUAGGAAGGCUUAUAUUGGAAUUCAAAAUAUGGGAACUGUUUUUACUAGAAGAUUUGAGGCUGAUCGUAUCGGUAGCCAGGUUCCUGUAAGGCUCAUGCACUUGGAAGGGUUAUACGAGUUAUUUGUCUCAAAGUUUGCCUACUCUACGCUGGACUUUGCUAUGCAUCUUUACAAAGUUCAUUUUACAAUGACAUCAACGUAUAGAACCAUUCACCAUGAUGAUGAUGAUCUCCAAAGUCUUGGUACUGAAAAAGAAGAAUAUGGUGGCAAUCAUGGUAGUGAGACCCGCAGUAGAUCUCAAUGGGAUGAUGAUUGUCCAUGGAGUGAGUGGUAUUCUGCUGAGGACCCAGUACAAGGACUUGAAUUGACUGCCACUUGGUCUGAGAAGACAGUUGAAAGCUCUCUUGAAAUGGCUGAACUUGAAAAUGCAUCACCUCAUGAAGCUGAGAAGUGGAUGUUUCUUCCAUUUCUGUCUCCAAAUCUUGAUAGUUCAGAAGGAAACAGAAUUGGCUUUGCUUCCCAAUUGCGCCUUUUGGUUGAUGCGCUAAAUAUGUCAUUUGAAGCCCAAUUUAUGGAGGAUUUUGUGUCAGUUGAAAACCCUGGGUCUGAUAAUCUCAAGUCCUCGAUGAUUGUACCGCCACCAACUGUUCUUGAUCGUGUGUUCAAAGAUCUUUUUCAUGAGGGAUCACAAGUCGCUGCAUUUGCUAAAGGUGAGCAUAAGAUUUCUCGAGCUAUUAAAGGCGCACCAUUUGGAUCCCUUUUUGCACAGUUUUGCUUACAUGCUCUAUGGGUGGGGACCUGCAAUAUACGCGCUAUUGCCGUGCUUUGGAUAGAGUUUAUUCGGGAAGUUCGUUGGUGUUGGGAAGAGUCACAACCUCUACCUAAAAUACAAGCCAAUGGCUCUAUUGACCUAUCCACUUGUUUGAUUAACCAGAAACUGCAAAUGCUUGCUAUAUGCAUUGAGAAGAAGUGUGAAAUGAAUGAAGACUUCCAAGAUUGUGUAGGCAGCAAUGAGCAUACUUAUGAUCAUAUGGAGGAAGAUAGUCCGGUUGGGGACAAGACAACCAAUAAACAAAAACAUGGUGAUGAAUUUGAUGGGAUUCAAGACAGCCCUUUGACAGAGGAUGGUUUGCAUGGGAGUGGAACGACGACGACAGCAAGGCGUAGCAUGAAGCACGGAGACAGUCUAUCUACUGAUUUGAAAUCUUCUGAUCAUAACAGGAGGGGCUCAGCUGGUGCUGUGGGGUCUAUGAAGCUUCUGAAGUCUUAUAAGAGCAUGCAUGCCCCUUUCACACAGGAUGCUCCACUUAUGACAGAAGACAUGCAUGAAGAAAGACUGCAGGCUGUUGAAGCACUUGGGAGUUCUUUUAGCUUUUCUGCUCAGUUGGAGAAAGAUAUCUUAUCAUCAGACAUGUCAGCAUUCAAAGCAGCAAAUCCAGAUUCUGUUUUUGAAGAUUUUAUUCGGUGGCAUUCACCGGGAGAUUGGGAGAAUGAUGAUAAUAAGGAAAGUGGAGCAUCUAAAAGUCCAGUGACAAAGGGCUUGAAGGAUGAUUGGCCACCUCAUGGCCGACUUUCACAACGGAUGUCGGAGCAAGGGAAUUUAUGGCGAAAGAUUUGGAACGAUACUCCUGCUUUGCCAGUGUACGAGCAGAAACCCCUAAUAGACCCCUUUCGAGAAGGAGAGAAGAUCCUUCAUUACUUAGAGACAUUGCGGCCUCAUCAACUGCUUGAGCAGAUGGUUUGUACCACCUUCAGAGUGUCAGCUGACACACUAAACCAGACUAAUUUUGGAGGCUUGAAGCAGAUGACAACAAAAAUGGAGCAACUGUACCGUACUAUGGCUUCCACAUUGAAGCCUUUGCAAACAAAUCAUGUAUCUGGCAACAGUGAGACCAUCGAAGACCUAAGACGCCUCUGUGUUAUCUUUGAACACAUUGAGAAGUUGCUUACUCUUGCAUCUUCUCUUCAUCGGACUUUCUUGCAGGCUCCACGCCUCUCUGAAACAAUUUUCACCGACUACUACAACUUCUAUCUUCCAAGAAUGGGAACAGGGUCACCGGGUUCUCUAGAAGUUGAUGAAAAGGAGUUUGACGUCAAGUAUCAAGUAAUGACACGCGAGAGACAGUGUGUAUCGAAUAUGUUCACCCCCCCCACUGCUAACCAGUCAUGGAGAAAAGUGCUAAGCAUGGGUAAUCUUCUAAAUGGUCACGAACCUAUUGUCAGGGAGAUUAUAUUUUCAGUGCGUGAUAGCUUGAGAAACAACCAUUAUGCAGCUCACAAUCCAAGAGGUUUUCAACGAGAAAUAGAGACAAAUCGAAUGUAUAUAUGCGGAACCUCAAAUGAUCUUCGUGUAGCACUCUCUGUUACCUCGUGUGAUUGACAUAUUAUAUUGUACAUGAUAAUUAUUCUUGCCUGUAUUGGUUCAAUAUCCAUCAUUAUUUUGAGUUUUAUCAGUGGACCAUAUCUGAUCUUUCUGGGUUUGUAAUUAAUGUUUGAAGGGAUUCACAAGGACAACCAAAGCAUUGCUGCCUUGAAAUGACUUUCCGUGGCAAUAGCAGAGUAUCAUGUGUGAUUUCCGUUUCGAA
Populus nigra (black poplar) is the source of this 3233-nucleotide messenger RNA. RefSeq lists its product as uncharacterized. Bases 173 to 3028 code for a protein of 951 amino acids. Gene Ontology annotation, molecular function: GTPase activator activity. The transcript is spliced from 22 exons. The record is from RefSeq and is a predicted model, not a curated record. NCBI's taxonomy places the organism in Eukaryota, Viridiplantae, Streptophyta, Magnoliopsida, Malpighiales, Salicaceae. Gene Ontology annotation, biological process: positive regulation of GTPase activity.